AUGACACGGGAGGCCGACCCUCCCCCCCAACCGCUGGUCGACGAAGACCCGGAGAGCAGCGAGGCGUUCAAGGUUCUCGACGCGCUCCUCGCAGCCGGUGGGAUCGAACGAUCGAAGGUGUACAAGGCGAAGGCGGCGUACUGCGAGCUCCACGACGCGCUCGGGUCUCAGCUGGCGCGCGUCGUGAAACUCGAGGCGGAUGCCGCGACGCUCCACGGAACGCUCGAGGGCGGCGUCGCCGAGUUGGAGGCGGCGCGCGCCGCCGCGAGGAACCGCCUGACGCAGGAGGAAGAAGACGAACUCGACCGCCUGAGGCGCGAGUGCGACGUCGCGGUCGCCGAGGCUGAGCUCGCGGGCGAGCGCGAGCAGUCCGCGUCCAUGGACGUGUACGAGGCGACGCGAGCGAGGAACGACGCGAAGCGGCGAUUGGAAGAGGUGGAGCUCGAGCACGAGCGCGCGAUGGCGCCGGCGAUCGCGUCCGCGAGGGCGGAGGUGUCGGAGCUCGCCGAGGACGUGCGGUCGGAACGGACGCGGAUGGAGGACAUGCGCAAGACGGCGGACGACGCGAGAGUGAAGACGCGAGAGCUCACGACAUUGACUCGAUCCAUCGACGAGGAGCAAACGCGGACCGCCGCGGAGCUCAGCCAAAUCGCCCACCUGCCGCUCAAGAUCCGGCGCGAGUGCGACGUCGUCAACGAGCAGAUCAAGGCGCUCCGGGCGCAGGAGCAAUCGCUUCGCAAGAGGUUCAUCGCGCUGGACGAGUCGGAAGCGCGGCAGGCGGAGACGGUGCGGCGCAAAACGGAGGAACACUCGACGGUUGCGGGGACGCUGGAGCGCGCGGGGAUCGCGAUGGAGCAGAAGGAGCGCACCGCGGACGAGCUGUUGAAGGACCUGGAACGGGAGACGCGCGAGCGCGAGAGGCUUGCGAACGAGAAGACGGAGCUCGAACUGCGAUUGGCCGCGGCGGAUGCGGAUUUGAAAGCCAUCGCCGACGGAAACGCCCGGAAACGAAAGGAGCUCGAGCGGACGGAGCGUAAGACCGGCACGUGCGCCGCGGCGGCCAAGCACGUCGCGGACGUCGUUCCUCAGCUCGAGACGGAGUUGGGGCAGCUGCGGUUGGACGUCAAGACGGAGACGCGCGUGUCCGCGGAGCGGUCGGCGGCGAUUGAAAAGAUUCGCGCCGACAUCGAUAAAGAGAUGAAGGCGUACAUCACGGAGGAAUCCGCGGGUAAGGAGAAGGGUGGCGAGUUCGAGGCGGCGUACGCCCAGGUUGCCAACCUGGAGGAUGUCAUCAAGCACCUGAGGAAGGAGGAGGCGGAGCGGAACAGGGUCGAGAGGGACGUGCGGACGCAGGUUGACCGGCUGAUCAAGACGAACGCGCUCAAGCGCGAGAAGCGCCGCGAACAGACGGAGAAGGCGGGGAGUCUGGACAACGAGCUCGACGACCUGAAGAAACAGGCGAAGGAGAACGCGAGGCGGCUAAAGGAGCUCGUCUCGGCGUUCCACGAGGUGCAGUCGCAGCGCAACAAGUUCGCGCAGCUCAUCGAGGCUGGCAAGCAGACCAAGUCGGAGAUGGGCGAGAAGCUCAGGGUGCUCGCGAACGAGAUCGACAUCCUCCGAUCGGAAUCCGGCGACAAGGAGAUCAAGCUGGUGCACGCGCACGCGCAGCUCACCGGCGCGAUGACCGCGAGGGACGUGCUGAGGCAGGACAUCAACAAGAGGGCCGUGGUGUUGAGGGAGAGCCGCGAUAGGAUCGACGAGCAGGCGAACGAGAUUGAAGGUCUCAACGCCGUGACGCGCCAGGGCCGCAGGGAACGGAUCGCGUUGGCGUCGAGGUUUUCGCACGAGACGUCGCGCAGGGACCACACGGGUUUGAUGCUGGUAGAACGGAACGACGAGGUUGCGGCGCUGCACGAGCGGGUCAACCUCCAGGUGGACGUCGGGCGCCGCGGCGAGAUCGAGCUUCGGAACCGCGAAGACGAGAUUCGCGCCUUGGCCGCGGAGAUUACGAAACACGAGCUGUCCGUUGAGGCGAGCACCGCGCUCGCGUCGAACGUCCCGGGCCUUCUCGCGCAGGUGCAACGGCUCAGGAAGGAUCUCAUCGUGGAGCGCAGGCGGGUCGCGAGGCUCAGCGCGAAGGCGGAGGAGCCCGAAAACGCCGAGCGGUGGAGGGCUCUUCCCGGGAAGGACCCGGGCGCCGACGAGCUCCGCGCAAAGAUGAAAGAUCUCAAGCUCGCCAUCGAGGACAAGGAGGACGAGAUCGAGGAGAACGUUCUGAUGCUGACGGAGCUCGACGCUCUGGUGCGACGCAUGACCAGCGAGGCUGCGAGCGGCCGCGCCGAGUCCCUCGAGCUCGCCAAAACCGUAAACGACCUCGUGACCAAGAUCCAAUCCGCGGAGGAGACGACCAAGUCGACGGUGUCCGAGCUGGCGCUGUGCCAGGCGCGCAGCGAGGCGCUGGCGUUGGAAGCGGACGUGCUCAAGCGACGGCUGGUGGAGGCGCGCGAGAGGGUCGCGCGGGGCGAGGCGCCCGACGAGGAAUCGGAGAAGCGGUGGGCGCGAGAGCUCGCCGGGGAGGCGCAUUCGGCGGACGACGACGACGACGACGACGGGUACGACGGGUACGGCGCGCCGCCGAGGCCGAACGCGUACGUGCCGACGGACGAGAAGAGCUUGGGGGUGCCCCGGCCGUACGGUAAGUUUGCGCCGUUCAAACCGACGGAUGUCGCGGGGAACCUGCGGCACUACCGCAAGCCGACUGCGUCGACGGUCGAAUGA
Micromonas commoda is the source of this 2778-nucleotide messenger RNA. It is a transcript of the gene MBO2, whose product is annotated as coiled-coil flagellar protein. The record is from RefSeq and is a predicted model, not a curated record. Gene Ontology annotation, cellular component: cytoskeleton. Bases 1 to 2778 code for a protein of 925 amino acids. Lineage: Eukaryota; Viridiplantae; Chlorophyta; Mamiellophyceae; Mamiellales; Mamiellaceae. The transcript has 2 exons.